Messenger RNA from Indicator indicator, 1518 nucleotides. RefSeq names its product lipopolysaccharide-binding protein-like. The record is from RefSeq and is a predicted model, not a curated record. The transcript has 15 exons. Bases 1 to 1518 code for a protein of 505 amino acids. Gene Ontology annotation, molecular function: lipopolysaccharide binding. Gene Ontology annotation, biological process: innate immune response; lipopolysaccharide-mediated signaling pathway; defense response to Gram-negative bacterium. Lineage: Eukaryota; Metazoa; Chordata; Aves; Piciformes; Indicatoridae.
AUGCCCACUGUGCCAGCCUCCAGGUGCCAACACCGUCCCCAGGGCACACAACCGACGACAUGGCUCUGCCUCUUGCUGCUCCUCCUGACUGCCUGUGUGCCCACCGCUGGCACCAACCCUGGCAUCAAGGCCUGGCUGACCCGCAGGGCACUGGAAUUCGGUCGGCGUUUCGGGCUGGAGCUGGUGCAGUCGCUGCUGCAGAAGGAGCAUGAGCUGAACCUGACCGGCUCCCACCGCCUCCCGCUGCUGGGGACGCUCUCCUAUGAUGUGCCCCGGAUCCACAUCCAGGAGCUGCAGCUGAACGACUCCACCUUGGACUUCGUCGAGGACGUGGGGGUGAAGCUGGAGGUGCAGCACGGCCGCGUCCGCCUCAGCGCCGACUGGGGAGCCCGGCUGGGUGCCAUCCAGGACAAGGGCUCCGUGGAGCUGCUCGUUAGUGACCUGGCCAUGGUGACCGUGCUGGGGGUGGGUGACGACGGUGAUGGCCGCCCCAGGGUGUGGAGUGCCAGCUGCGAUGCCCAGGGCACCGACCUGAACAUGCAGUUUCGCCAUGGGUACAGCUGGCUCUACAACCUGCUGGCACCGCUGGUGCAGAGAACCCUGCGGCAGGAGCUGAACAAGAAGCUCUGCUCUGAGCUCCACAGAGGUGUCCACAGGCUGGAGGCUGCCCUGAAGCACAUGAGUGUGUCCACCCAGCUGGACCCUUUUGCUGUCCUUGACUACUCCCUGCUGGGACCACCGACCAUCAGGGCAGAGCACGGGGACGUCGCCCUCAAGGGGGAGUUCUUCACGGUGGGCAAGUUCCAGUGGAGAUCAUCCUUGUCCCUGCCCGUGUCCCUGCCCCUGCCUGUGUCCCUGCCCAUGGCCUUGCCCACAGCUGGGGCCAUGGCACAGGAGCCCAUGCUGCUGCUGGCUGUUACUGAGCAUGUGGCCAACUCUGCCACCUUCACCUACUUCAUGGCUGGGGCCCUGCGCAGGAGGAUCUCCAGCCACAUGCUCCCACGGCAGUUCCCAAUCCAGCUGAAGACCAAGAGCAUGAGGCUGUUCUCCCCAGAGCUGCAGGAGCGCUACCCAGACCAGCCCAUGGAGCUGGAGCUCUGGGCACGCCAGCAGCCCCUGGUCACCUGCCACCCCCAUGCCCUGCAUGGGACUCUCCUUGGCUCUGCUGAGGCCUUCGUGGUGCUGCCCAAUGCCACUCGUGUCCCUGCCUUCCUGCUGAACAUCGAUGCCAAUGUGACUGGGAAGCCAAGGAUCACCAGAAACAGGCUGGGGGGCACCGUGAAGCUGACUGGGCUCAGUGUGACACAGGUGACAUCACACGUGGGCCCGGUGGAGGUGAAGAGGCUGGAGAACCUCCUGAAGUUUGGGCUGUGGCUUUUUGGGGUCCCCUGGGCAAACAAGCGGCUCCAGGCUGGCAUCCCCCUGCCCAUCCCACACGGCCUCGGCCUGCUGGACCCCCAGCUCUCACUGCAGGAGGGCUUCGUGUUCAUCUCCACGGACCUGCAGGACAAGCCAUGA